GUGAUUUGAUGCAUCUGUGUUGCUUGUUGGCCAUCAAAAAGUAUGUAAAGCUGAAUGUCGUUCGAUUUGUUUGAAUGUUAGAGGGGGUGGGGGGUGCCUUUUGGGGGGAGGGUCCUGCUUUUUACUGUUAACUAGCCUGUGUUGGAGUCACGAAACUCAGUGCAUUGAGAGAUGAUUACGUGAUGAGCUAAAAAUCUUUCUGUACCGGAAUUUCAUUCGAGAGAUGAUGCUUAUUAAGGAUAGUUUGAUUGGAUGGUCCACUGAAUUGUCUUGGAAUCUGGCAAGGAAUUGCAACUGCCAACUUUUUUUUUUCCCUUAUCACGUUGUCAUACAUCCUUGGAACAGGCUAAUGCUUUGCUGGUGGCGUGGGUAACAUUAACAACUCAACUCAACUCAGUUAAUUACCCUGUUGUUCUACUCAACGUCCUCUCAUUCGUAUUAAAGCCAAGCCUUGCACGAGACAUGUCCAACUCCAACCCAACCAAAGUGGUUUAUCCCAAAAUGUGGAAAGGCAGGCAGAGAUAAGUUCUGUCCACAAGCUGUUGCUAUCCUGUGGUAGAUUUGAUGACAUGUUUGCAUCCUUAACAAGCCUUUUGCAAAAUAUUGCCUCUGGAUUUCGUAUUAGAUUUGGAAAAGAAGUCUCCUCUCAGAGUGUACCAUCUACCAGACAGGCAAAAACUAAGUUAUCUGUGAAAACCUCAGCGAAUAACGCCAGCAGAAAAAAAAUCUUCUAGUUCUGAUACUUACAAUUUUGAGGAAGAUUGCCUUAUUGCUGCGGGAGUGGCAUGGCAGAUAAAAGACUUGCUCAUGUCUGUAGAUACACAAAAUGCCAUGCUAAAGUCCAAGACAUUGGAACUGCCAUUUUCAGCUUUGAAGAUCAUCUCUGAGGUUAUUAUUGAACAAUGCAUGUGUUAUGAUUUCCUGGAAACAUCACCAGUUCUUGCAUACGCAGCUCUUGCCAUGAACAUGACUUUUCAAAAAAUUGGUUUAACUAAUAAAACCAGUCCUGAUGAAAACAAGAACAACAGGUUGGAUACUACAUCGUUGGAGCUGACAGAGUUGGAUCAGUCAGUGAAUCAUCUGCUCAAUUGUGCAGAGAAGCUAAUUGAUGCAAGGCCCAUUGGAGAAACUAGCUCACUGCCUUUAAAUUCUAAGAAAGGAUCCAGUUUAUCCGAACAAAGGAAGAUAUCAAAUAUGUUGAAAAUGGUUACCACAGUUCUCAAGUCUAUUGUUGAUGCUAUGGCCAUACAUGUCGGUUCUCACAAUCAAGAAAGGUGCUUGUGGUUCACUUCAGUAUUUGUUCAACAUGUCAUCUCAACUCUAAGGAAGCAUUCCCAUGAUAAACUACAAUUCAAAGAAGACGAGUUGAAAGAAGUGUUCUCUUGCCUCAGGAGUUCCUUCACCUAUGCAAUAAAGUUGCUAAAUAUAGUUCUCACAAAUUGCAAUGACUCUUCACCACCACCACUGGAGGUCUCUGGUCUUGCGAAUAACAUGCUUGAUUUGAUUGCCUCAACUGAAUCAUACGUGGGUUUGGGCCAUGCCACACGCCUUGUUUCUACAGUGAAGCCAUGGAUACCUGAUAUAAUAUUAGCAUUAGGAUAUGACCACGUUAUGAUAAGGACUCCACAAGGAGGAGGUUGUUCCAGUGCAUCUGAUCACAUUUGAGCAACGUUUCCCAUCAUGGCUCACAAUUUUGGGUAAGGUUGAGCUCUAUGAAAUAAUUGACUUUAACCAAGAUGAGGAGACUGAAAGUUCAUGAACCAGAGGAUUUUGUGGUUUUCAAGGAACUAAUGGAAAAGGUAGCUCUACUUAUGAGAGAAAAUCCAAAAGUACUAGAUGCUGUUGGGGUUAUAUUCUUGACUGGUUCAGCAGUUGGGCUUGAAAGGAAGGAUUUUGGGUUGGUUCUGGGAUUGGUGCAUUUUGUUUGUAUUAAAUUGGCCAGAAUAGACCAUGGAGAGUGGGAAGAACUGGGGCUCAUGUUGGCUUGUCUGAAAGUGCUUUACCCCCAAAUAGAUGCUUACAUUAGGAAUCCGAGAAUAAAUGAGGAUGAGAGGCAGCAAUUAGAGAGUACAAUGAGGUUACUUGAACCUGUUUGGAGGAAUUAUAUUUAUGAAGAUGAUGAUGGGUGCAUGGCGGAAGAUUAGAUGCUAACUUCACGGAGCCCUGUUUGUUAAUCAGUAAGUUCUCGUAGUAUGAAAUAUAGAAGGAAAGUCCUAUUUAUUUGUAUCUAUUUUUGAAUAGGUCAGGUAAAAUUGUAUUACUAUCAAAAGGAGGAUUUAAGACCCAUAUAUAAGAGAUUUACAAGAUAUUCAGUAUA
Molecule: messenger RNA, 2317 nt
Organism: Nelumbo nucifera (sacred lotus)
Lineage: Eukaryota; Viridiplantae; Streptophyta; Magnoliopsida; Proteales; Nelumbonaceae
Biological process (GO): mitotic sister chromatid segregation
Cellular component (GO): nucleus; condensin complex
Source: RefSeq, a predicted model, not a curated record